AUGAUAUAAAAAAUAAGUGAAAUCUUCAAAUAAGACUCUGAAUUUUUGCGAUUUUUAAAGAAAAGUAGCCUUUCAAAAGACAAUUAAGUUUAUGACUAGGAAGAAAUAGAGUUUUUAUUAUAAUUCAUGAUUAAGGAAAAGAAUCUCAGAGAUUUUUUCGAAUAUUACUCAAACUUUGAGAUACAAACUUAUAAUGUUAAAAUGAAAAUGCUUAUUAUCACUCAUUAGUUUAUUCAUUAAAAUGAAGAUUUCUCGAAAAUUUUUUCCUCUUUACGAUUAAAAAAUUUUUUUUUACUCAAACACAGUCAUAGAAAUUAUGAAACAUGGCUAUUAUUAAAUAUAUAAAUUCCAUUUCUAUCUUAUUUAUAAAAAUUGGCCAUCAGCAUCAAAGACAUAAAAAGUUUUAAAACCUGCAUUUUUAGAAAAUAAAAUUGCUUAGAGUAAAUUUCAUAUAUAACUUCAGUUUAGUGAUAGAUAGUUUUAAAAUGGUGAAUAUUAUUAAUAUGGCCUUGUUUCUUGUGCCUACUUUGAAAACAGCCUUAAUAAACUUUCCAUAAGAUCUAUUAUUAUAAAGAUUAACUUUAAGAAUUUUUUAAGAAAUUCAGGGAUACUAAUAAAAUUUAAUGAAUUCCAUAGUAUCAAUAUUGAACAAGAACCCAUAGAAUUAAAGUGUAGAAAUAUAUGAACUUUUAAGAGAAGUGAUUAUUUGAUAUAUUGUAGAUAAAAACAAUAGAAUAGAAAAUGAUACUCUUUCAUAAAUUUCGUAGUCUUUAUGAUUAAAAAGAAAUUAUUAAGUCUCCUUUGUAGAUCUAGAUAUAAUUCUAAGAUUAGAGUAAAUCUCCUAAAUCAGAUAAGGUUUGUAAAGCUUAAACAAAAAGAGAAUAUCUUCAUUCAUCAUCUAGAACAAGAUUAUCAACAGGAGGAGAAGCAAUUACACCAAAGAGUUAAAGAUUUUAAAAUUAUUUUGAACAUUAAUAUUCGUCUUGUGCACAGCUUAUACAAAAAGAUUAAGAAAAAGUGAUCCAAGAAGAAUCGGAAACACUGAUUGAUUAAACUUUAUAACAAUGA
Paramecium sonneborni is the source of this 1068-nucleotide messenger RNA. NCBI's taxonomy places the organism in Eukaryota, Ciliophora, Oligohymenophorea, Peniculida, Parameciidae. The record is from the annotation of a GenBank genome assembly.